AAAACCUUCCACUAUAUAAAUACCUGUAAGAAUAUUUAUGUUCUUAGAACAUAAAGUAGAAUCAGCUGCAGAGGAUUAAGUCUAAUAUCUACAGAUUAAGAAAACCCCUCAUGAUAAUGUGAAGUAAAACUUUUGUACACAUGUACAGUGGCGCCUCUAGAGGUUAGGCGGAGAAUAACACACAGGAAACGUCUAAAACCUUAGAUUUCACUAAAUCCUGCUCCAGAGAUGUGUUUGAGAUGACCUGUGAAACACCGGGUGAAGUUUGUGUCGCAGGUUCAACACACUGCUGGUGUUUGUGAGGUUAGUGUGUGGAUGUGGAGGGAGUCACAGGCUGUACGCUGUCUCCGGAGCUGUGUACACCCACACGAGCGGUUUCUCCGUAGAGCUGAUAGUGAAUAGGAGUGAGCGCAGCGCGUGCGGGGGGCGGAGGGGAAGGAGGAAACAGAAGAGAAGCCGCUGAGGGAGGGAGAGAGGAGAGCCAGUCAGGUUCUGUCCAGCGCGACUUUUUGUUGAAUAUUUCGCUUUAUUUUUAUAUUUUUAAACACCCGUUAGUGUCAGAGGGGAUCUCUGGAGAACGACUCGGAAGGACGGUGAGAGGGUUUUAAGGGGAAAAUGGCCGCGGCGGGUGCUGCGGCCUGCGGCUCGUCCGAAUCCUCGGACUGGAUUUUGGUCAGAGACGGGCGGCUGCGCUGCGACGAGGAGGGCCUGCGGAGCCUCUCCUAUCACCCGGCCCUCAACGCCAUCCUGGCCGUGACCAGCCGCGGAAGUAUCAAAGUCAUCGACGGCACUUCCGGAGCCAUAUUACAGGCCUCUGUGCUGCAUGCGAAGCCCGGAGGCCGUGUGAGGUGUCAGUACUUCCCGGCGGUGGAUAAGGUUCUGUUUGUGGAUGAUUACGCGGUGGGAUGCAGGAAGGACCUGAACGGAAUUCUGCUCUUGGACACGGCUCUGCAGGCUCCUGUGUCCAAACCGGAGGACAUGGUCCAGCUGGAGCUCCCGGUCACAGAGGCUCAGCAGAUGCUGUACGCGUGCCUGGAGAAGGUGGACAUUGUGAACACAGAAGGUUAUGACCUCUUCCUCACACAGCUGAAAGAAGGCCUGAAAAAUACCUCACACGAGACGGCAGCCAAUCACAAAGUGGCCAAGUGGGCGACGGUGACGUUCCAUCUGCCCCACCACGUGUUAAAGCUGGUGGCGAGUGCCAUAGUGAACGAGCUGAAGAAGCUGAACCAGAACAUCGCUGCUCUGUCUGUCGCCUCCUCCGUCAUGGACAGACUCUCCUACCUCUUACCCAGCGCCAGGCCGGAGCUCGGGGUCGGCCCGGGACGCUCCGUGGACAGGUCUUUGAUGUACAGCGAGGCCAACAGGAGAGAGACCUUCACGUCGUGGCCUCACGCCGGUUACAGGUGGGCUCAGCCCGACCCCAUGGCCCAGGCCGGCUUCUACCACCAGCCUGCAUCUACAGGAGACGACCGGGCCAUGUGCUUCACCUGCAGCGUGUGUCUGGUCUGCUGGGAGCCUACCGAUGAGCCGUGGUCCGAGCACGAGCGCCACUCGCCCAACUGCCCCUUCGUCAAGGGAGAACACACCCAGAACGUUCCUCUGUCCGUCACUCUGGCCACCAGCCCCGCCCAGUUCCCCAGCUCCGACUGCUCCGAUAAGAUCUCCUGCUACGGCUUCGGGAGCUGCCCGCACUUUCUCGCUACGGCCACCAAGAGAGGCAAGAUCUGCGUCUGGGACGUGUCCAAGCUCAUGAAGGUCCAUUUAAAGUUCGAGGUGAACCCGUAUGACCCGGCCAUCCUCAGGCAGCUGAUCCUGUCAGGAAGUGAACAGCAGAGCGUGUCUGGUUCUGAUUCUCGCAGACCCACACUGGCCUGGCUAGAGGACGCGUCCAGCUGCUCGGACAUCCCCAAACUGGAGGGGGACAGUGAUGAUCAGUUGGAGGACUCGGACAGUGAGGAGCAAUCCAGAUCCGAGUCUGUCACCGGGCCGCUGGGUCCGAAGGAAAGCAUGGAGGUGAGCGUGGGUGUGACGGCUCUGAGCGUUCUCCAGCAGCCUGAGAAGCUGCAGUGGGAGGUGGUAGCCAGUGUUCUGGAGGACACGGUUAAAGACCUUGAGGAACUGGGAGCGAACCCUCCUCAUGCUCUCGGUCCCUCUAAAGUAGACAAACCCAUCAAGGACAAACCCGUCGAGCAGCACAACAUUCCCUUCCCAUGCUUGCUGGCCGGAGGUUUAAUGAGCUACCGUUCGGCCGCCAGUUCUCCGAUCGUGGCCCCGUCCCAAUCCCAUCGCCCCAUGGAAAACCCGCUAAGGACUCCUACUCCGGCCCCUGAGGGUCUUUCACCCGAUCAAGGGCCGAUGGAGAUCGAAACUUGCACCUUCCCCUCUGAUCUGGGUUCUCCGGGUACGCUGGUUCGCCGGACGCUCCCGGUUCUCCUGCUCUACAGCAUCAAAGAAGCGGACGAGAAGUCUCCUGGGAAAGUUUUCUCCCAAAUGAACAAUCUGAUUGGGAAAGGGCUUCACGAGGAAGGCUUCACCGUUCCUCAGAUCAUCGAGAUGGAGUUCGAUACGCAUGAGCAGCUUCUGCUCCAGGACCCACCCGUCACAUACAUCCAGCAGUUCGCAGACGCGGCAGUCACGUUAGACGGAGAGAAGUGGAACUCGCCGAGACCGGGUACGUUAGUGCAAUGCCUUCGCCUCCCUAAAUCCCUAGAGGACGAGAACCUUUAUGUGGACUCCAUCACUCCCUGCAGUGACGGUGCUCACCUGCUCGUCGUCCUGCAGCCCUUCUCUAUCGAAUCGCUCAACGCUAUUAACCAGGUGGAGGCGCUGAACACGCUAAACCGCCUGCAUUCCGCUCUGUGUAGAAGUCGGAAAGGCCAGACGAUGACUAACGGACAUCAGGGACACGCCGGCACAUCUCAGAGCCAAACGCCGCUCAUCCUGCCUCCUUUAGAGCAGCUGGAGCAGCCGCACUCCUCCAGGCCACUAGGGGGCAGCGGAGGAGGUGGAUAUUUGGCGCUCUACAAGCUGAACUACUCCACGCGCAUUGUCACGCUCGAGGAGGAACCCGUGAAGGUCCAGCAGAUCCGAGAUCCCAGAGACUCCAUCACGUCGCUGCUCCUGCUCCCGCCGGACGUGCUGGACGCGAGGGAGGACGAUGCAGAGGAGACGUCCGAGGAGUCCACUCCGAUGGGGGUGAAAAACGGUGCCGGGACGGGAAUUCCGGCUCCGGCGGGAUCAGGGAAGGAAAAGAGGUCCGAUGUGACCGGACUGGGCCACUUGGUGGUCACGACGCAAGCAGGAUACGUGAUGAUCCUGGACCUGUCCACUCUGGAGGUGCUGGCCAAAGUGGAACCGUCUAAGAAAGAAGGGAUGGAAGAGGUGGAUCCCUUCGUCUCUGUCACUUACUGCUCCGGCACGGAUCGCCUGUGUGCCUGCACUAGAGGUGGAGAGCUUCAUUUCCUUCAAAUUGGAGGUGUGUGUGACGAUAUUGAUGAUGCCGACAUUUUUGUCGAUGGCCCCGUUUCUAAAGGGGUCGAGCAGCUACUGGAGGGAGCCAAACCCUCGUCUAAUCCAUCGAGCCCCGGCAUCACAGGAGUUGACCUCCUGGUGGAGCAGCCCCUGAGCGUGGAGACACUGUCCUCGCUGGUGGAGCUGACGCGCUUCGAGACGUUAACGCCACGCUUCUCAGCCACGGUGCCGCCCUGCUGGGUGGAGGUGCAGCAGGAGCAGCAGCAGAGGCGCCACCCUCAACACCUCCACCAACAACACCAUGGAGACGCCGCACAGCACACGCGCACCUGGAAACUACAGAGCGACAGCACCAGCUGGGACGAGCACGUGUUCGAGCUGGUCCUGCCCAAAGCCUGCAUGGUGGGACACGUGGACUUCAAAUUUGUGCUUAACACCAGUAUCACCAACAUUCCUCAGAUCCAGGUCACGCUGCUGAAGAAUAAAGCGCCCGGACUUGGAAAGGGCAGCGAGUCAGCAGUAGAUCGUCAGAUCGUCUUCCCCCUGUCUCACUCGCUGCAGACGAACGGUGAGAGGAACGGUCAGCCUCUACUGCACGACUUCACCGACGACAUCCCGAUCAUGGACAUCGAGGAGACCGGGGGAUCCAGACUGUGUCCGUUCCUGGAGGACCAUAAAGAGGACAUCCUGUGUGGUCCCGUGUGGUUGGCCAGCGGUCUCGACCUUUCGGGUCACGCCGGGAUGCUGAGCCUCACCAGCCCCAAACUCGUUAAAGGCAUGGCAGGAGGAAAGUACCGAUCGUUCCUGGUCCAUAUAAAGGCGGUGUGUGAGAAGGGACCUGAGGAGAGUCCACGCCGAAUCGUGCGCAUGACUCCCACCAAACCACAGUGCAGCAACAAAACACACUCGCUUUCCUCCCUACUGCAGAAAGCACAGGCAUCCAAGGAAAAGGCCUCCACGUCCAAAUCUGAUCCUCAGGUGGCCUCGAAAAAACUGGAUAACCUGCGGGGCUGUGACCUGCUGCUGGAGGUCUCCAUCACCAUCAGGAGGUUUAAGAAGACGUCCGUACCCAAAGAGAGAGUGCAGCGGUGUGCGAUGCUGCAGUUCCCCGAGCUGCAGGAGAGGCUGCUGUCCGCGCUGUGCGAGCGCAGCGAGGAGAACUCGCCCUCGGAACACGGCCAGAGCCUCAUCCUCGACGUCCUCUGCUGGCUAGCCGGGGUUUACGCUAACGGCCCCUGCAGCCUUAAAGACGGGAAGGAGGGGCUUCAGACCAAAACCAGGAAGCGUCUGGGCGAUAUCGUCCGUGUGUGUUUUUUCCAAGCGGGUCGCAGCAUCGCUCACAAAUGCGCCCGCUUUCUUGCACUGUGUAUAAGUAAUGGUAAAGGCGAGGUGAAUCAGCAGGGUUUCGGUCAGGCGCUGUUAAAGGCCCUGCUGGAUAACAUGCCGUAUUUACCUGCAGCAGCUACGGGAGGUUCUGUGUACUGGUACUUCGUGCUGUUGAACUAUGUGAAAGAUGAAGACCUGGCGAGCUGCAGUACGGCCUGCGCGUCUCUCCUGACGGCGGCGUCGCGGCAGCUUCAGGAGCGUCUCACUCCACUAGAGGCUCUGCUACAGACCAGGUACGGCCUGUACGGCUCCCCGUUCGACCCGGUUCUCUUCGAUCUGGAGGUGAGCGGAUCUUCCUGUAAGAACUCGUACAGCAGCAGCAUCGGAGUUCAGUCAGAUGAGAUCGACCUGUCGGACAUUCUCUCAGGGAACGGUAAAGUGAGUGGUUGCGGUGCUGAAGGAAGCUUCACGUCUCUCACCGGCCUGCUGGAGGUAGAACCUUUGCACUUUACCUGCGUGUCCACCAGCGACGGAACCCGAGUGGAGAGGGACGAUGCAAGUAUGUUCACCGUGAGCACAUUUGGGGUGACCCCCAGCGUGGCGGGGUUAUCGGGGAGCACGGUGGGAGAAGCGUCUACAGCUCUGAGCUCGGCUGCGCAGGUGGCUCUGCAGUCGCUCUCCCACGCCAUGGUGUCUGCAGAACAACAGCUGCAGGUCCUGCAGGAGAAACAACAACAACUGCUCAAACUGCAGCAACAGAAGGCCAAGCUGGAGGCGAAGCUCCACCAGACAUCAUCAGUGGCGGUGCAGCCUCACAGCUCUGUGGUGUCCAACUCCUCCGGAGCUCCCGGCUUCUUCAUCCAUCCCAGCGACGUGAUCCCGCCCACGCCCAAAACCACACCCCUCUUCAUGACUCCACCCCUGACUCCGCCCAACGAGGCAGUGAGUGCAGCCAUCGGGGCGGAACUUGCACAGCUGUUCCCCAACAACAUCAUUGACCCGACUCCGCCCACUACACACACGCACAGCAAGAACGCACACAAGACCAAACCGAACCCGAUGGGCAGCGGUCUGGCGUUGGCCAUUUCUCAGGCCUCACACUUCCUCCAGCCUCCACCUCACCAGUCCAUCAUCAUCGAGCGCAUGCACUCGGGAGCGCGGCGGUUCGUGACGCUGGAUUUCGGACGUCCCGUGUUGCUGACCGACGCUCUGAUCCCCACGUGCGCUGACUUGGCGUCUCUGUCCAUCGACAUCUGGACUCUGGGUGAGGAGGUGGACGGACGCAGGCUGGUGGUGGCGACGGACAUCAGCACACACUCACUCAUCCUCCACGACCUGCUGCCUCCACCUGUCUGCAGGUUCAUGAAGAUCACAGUGAUUGGACGCUACGGGAGCACCAACGCACGUGCCAAGAUCCCGCUAGGAUUCUACUAUGGCCACACCUACAUCCUGCCAUGGGAGAGCGAGCUGAAGCUGAUGAACGACCCGCUGAGGUCCGAGAGCGACACGUUCAGCCAGCCAGAGCUCGAACAGCACCUCGCCAUGAUGGUGGCCCUGCAGGAGGACAUCCAGUGCAGAUAUAACCUGGCGUGUCACCGUUUAGAAACCCUGCUCCAGAACGUGGACGUUCCUCCCCUGAACAGCGCCAACAACGCUCAGUACUUCCUGCGUAAACCCGAUAAAGCUCUGGAAGAGGACUCGCGCGUUUUCUCUGCUUACCACGACUGCGCACAGCUGCAGCUCCAACUCAACCUGGCCGCGCAGGCUGUGCAGAGGCUGCGCGUGUCUCUGGGCUCCCCGCGCUUGCCCCGCCCACUUCGCUCUCCUGCAGCCAAUCAGCCGCUCACACAGCUGGUGCAGCACGCCUCCACCGAACAGCUGCGCACCACCAUCCGUUACCUGCUGGACACGCUACUCAGCCUGCUGCACUCCAACAACGGUCAGUGUGUGCCGGCCGUGUUGCGGAGUGUGUUCCAGGCACAGGUGUGUGAGGAGCUCUUUAAGCAGCUGUGUAUCAGCGGUACUCCUCAGAUCAGACUGCACGCUGGCCUGCUGCUCGUCCAGCUGUGUGGAGCCGAGAGCUGGUGGGGUCAGUUCAUCUCCAACGUCCUGCAGGAGCUCUACAACUCCGAGCAGCUGCUCAUCUUCCCACAGGACAGGGUGUUUAUGCUGCUGUCAUGUAUAGGACAGCGGUCUCUCAGUAACAGUGGUGUGUUAGAGGGGCUGCUGAACCUCCUGGACUCUCUACUAUCUCCUCUGCAGCAGCCAUCUGUCUCACACCACCGCCGCACUGAGGGAGUGUUGGACAUCCCGAUGGUCAGCUGGGUGGUGAUGCUGGUGUCUCGGCUGUUGGACUACGUGGCCAGCGUGGAGGACGAAGCCUCGGCGUCCAAGAAACACCUCGGAACCAAAGACCGAGAGAGAACCUUUACAGGUAAUCAGUGGAGUUUCAUCAACAACAGUCUGCAGUCUCACACUCCGAGCAGAUCCUCUAAAGGGAACAGCAGUUUAGACCGACUUUACUCACGCAAGAUACGCAAACAGCUGGUACACCACAAACAGCAGCUGAAUUUGCUGAAAGCGAAGCAGAAAGCUCUGGUGGAGCAGAUCGAGAAGGAGAAGAUCCAGAGCAACAAAGGUUCAUCCUACAAGCUGCUGGUGGAACAGGCCAAACUCAAACAAGCCACGUCUAAGCACUUUAAGGAUCUGAUCCGCCUGCGUCGGACGGCGGAGUGGCCCCGCUCCUCUCUGGACUCGGACUCGGCCUCGGCGGCGGUGAAGGAGACUCCGGAGGUGGAGCUGCUCCCCUUCACACUCUCUCACCAGCGCUGCAUCUGUGUGGUGCAGAAACUCGCCCUGUUCCUGCUCUCCAUGGACUUCACCUGCCACGCUGACCUGCUGCUCUUCGUCUGCAAGGUUCUAGCUCGGAUAGCGAACGCCACACGACCCACAAUCCACCUGUGUGAGGUUGUGUCUGAGCAGCAGCUAGAGAGACUCCUGCUCCUUUUGGUGGGAACGGACUUCAACCGCGGUGACAUCAGCUGGGGCGGAGCCUGGGCACAAUAUUCACUCACCUGCAUGCUGCAGGACAUCCUCGCAGGAGAGUUGAUGUCUCCGGUGUGUGUGGAUGUGAUGGAGGAGGGUGCAGUAGGUGAAGAAGGUGGGAUCUCCUCCUCUUCCUCCUCCUCGGCGGUGGCGGUGUUGGACUCUGAUGACUCUCUGGCUCCGCCCACUCCGCUCACGCUGGUGGAGACGAUCGAUGAGCCGCUCGGCCCUGAUCUCAUCGCAGGUACUCCCGGGAGCUCGUCUGCUUUCCAAAGUGCUCCUCCACUGUCAUCUUUGGAAAAAGAUAAAGACAUAGACUUUGACUUGCUACAGGACCUGAUGGAUGUUGAUAUUGAUCCUUUAGAUAUUGAUUUGGAAAAAGAUCCGCUCGCCGCCAAAGUCUUUAAGCCUAUCAGCAGUACCUGGUAUGAUUAUUGGGGUGCUGAUUAUGGAACGUACAGUUAUAACCCCUACAUCGGAGGAGCAGGAAUCCCCGUGUCCAAACCUCCGGCUGCGGUGGAGAAACCGGGCUCUCAGAACCUCUCCGUCUCCGUCUCACAAGGUACCACGCCCACUGAGGACACCACAUUAACACACACACACAGACUGAUCCCCAGCGUAGAGCUCGAAUCACCUGCACAGCUGUCAAUCACUCCGGAUUCACACACAUCCACUCAUCUGCAGGUCAUG
This is a messenger RNA of Ictalurus furcatus (blue catfish), 8535 nucleotides long. RefSeq names its product baculoviral IAP repeat containing 6 (gene birc6). The transcript has 39 exons. Gene Ontology annotation, molecular function: protein binding. The annotation marks the transcript as partial. NCBI's taxonomy places the organism in Eukaryota, Metazoa, Chordata, Actinopteri, Siluriformes, Ictaluridae. The record is from RefSeq and is a predicted model, not a curated record.